Molecule: messenger RNA, 8973 nt
Organism: Pomacea canaliculata
Lineage: Eukaryota; Metazoa; Mollusca; Gastropoda; Architaenioglossa; Ampullariidae
Product: protein TANC2-like
Molecular function (GO): protein binding
Source: RefSeq, a predicted model, not a curated record
GGUGGAAACGUUCCAGAGUCGUCAUAAUCUGGCUAGUAUGGCCGUUAGCAUCUUUUCGUGUCGCGAGUUAGAGGUUUGUAUCCUCUGCUCUUCGCGGCUUUUCACCUUUUGACCUUUGCCGCGACCUCACGUACCAUCGCAGCCGUGUGCAGCGGCGAGCGCGUGCGACGUAUACAAGGCGUGCAUACGCGGUACACACUGUUGCUCUACAGGACGCCAGGAUAGAGUGAGAGAAGAACGGAUCGGGAAGAUGUGGGAAAUGGAGGAACAAAGAAGUGAGGUGCCACUAACCCAGCUCGACGUGUUCACGCAGCUGUUACCUCUCUGACCCUACCUACCCUGUCUUUACCGCUGACCUCGUGAGGACGGUGAACCUACCUGCGGCUGAUUGGCAACCUCACCUCACAGCUUGGCUGUCCCUUUCACUCCCUGCACUUUGACCUACUUAGCGCUUCGUUCGUCGCUCGGUGGAGGUUGGGGGAGUGAGGGGGGUGAAUAACUCACCUACUUUGAUAUAAGUUGUCGCGGGGUGCAUCGCACCUUUGACGAGAAUAUCGUGCCUGCCUUGCCUGUGUGACCACCCGGCGCUGGCGGGGAUAAGGUCAGCGCACUCGCCUCCCCAGACGGACUUUUUGUCUUGGUGCCCUCAUGAACCUCAGUAUUACAUGUCGUGACAAGUCUGGGCGACAUAACCAGCUCACACGACCCUCUCUCAGCCAGCGAAAACACGCGCAUCCGCAUGCUGAGGCCUCGGUGAGCACGGUGCAUGCACCCACAGUUGCUGGCGCACCUGGCGCGGUGAGAGGACGGUGGGAGGGGUGUCUGUGUCAUGCAGAUCAGCCAGUCAACGGUAGGUGAGGGAGGGGGAUAAUGAAGGGCCAAGGAGCAGGCGAGAGGAACAAGCAGGCGCACGGAAGCCGUGUUCAAUACCUGGCGAAGUAUGAACGACAAAGACGCAACAGGACGGUGUAUGUGUGUGUGUGGAGGGAAAGCGGCUGGUGGAGUUAUUUUUACUCAGGUCAAACCACUACGGUGAUUGAAGUCUGAAUGGUUGUCUACAUCGUGUCUAGUUCUCUCUGAACAGCGUCUACCUCGUGUCUUUCUUCACUGGAUGGACUAUAUUCACCUCUGGCUUUUGAACCCCGCGUCUAACACGCAAAUCACGCAGGCGUCUGGUGUGCACGAGGAGAACUUCGAAGGAUUCGAACCAUCGGGGCUUCGAUCACACGGCGCUGGCGGACUGUGAAAUUUGACAUCUUGAUCGGGAGUCAGCAGCGCCUGUGUGUGCCGUGCACCGCUGUCGCGCACCAUUGAGCAUGCUCACGCCUGGUUACACCCAUGUGACGUCAGGCGGGUGGGCCGUUCAUCACCGGAAGCCAGAGCAGCCAUCCUCGGCGGUUGUUCCUCAACCUUCAUCGCUUGUAAGGGAGAGAUAAUCACCGGUUCCUGCUUAAUCUCAGCAGCCGCUCUUGCACCAGGGAGACUAUUUCCGCUGUGGACAGGCGCUGCAGCGCCAUGCUGCGGACAGGCUUCUAAGUCGAAGGGAGAUAAUUGGAUGGCCAAAGAGAUGGGGGCGCGCUGAGUUGUCGGCCGACGUCUGCUGUUGCGUGGUGUUGGAGGUGGGGUGGGUGGGUAGUGCAAAAGGCGGCGUAGGAGCCAGAUCCCUCCUCCCUUCCCUUCUUCUCUCGAUCUUUCUUCCCUUCUUUUGGCCAGCGCUGCAGUGCUAUCGGUGCUGCUGGCCGGACGGCCGUGUCGUGAGGCCGUCUGUCGUGUUGCGUGUGUGGGAGAGACUGGGUGACGACCACCAUGCGGGCCACAGCGCUGGGAGGAUUAGCUUGCUGGACCAGCUCCGCCAAGUGGCGCAGAGAGUGAUGGAGGCGGUGCGACCAGCCUGCUGCUGCUGUUUGAACCUGUUGGCAGCACGGAAGUGGUAGCCAUGAUGGAGCACCGAGUGCGGACACCAGGUAAGAAGGGGCCGCCACCCGCUGUGCCAGCUCGCCCCCGCUACUUCCAGCCCAUCCUGCCCCCUACAGUCUCGCCCCCGCCCAUCCCCUACAGCGGCGACAAGGCCGGCCACAGCAACAGCAGCGACUCGGCCUGGGCUCACCUGACUUCAUCACCACCGACACUGCCACUGCCGGCGAUGAUGACGACGACGACAACAGCGGCGAUGAGUUGGACGCCAGCGGUAGAGAGAGCCCACCUCCACCACCUCCAGAUGUUGCCCAAAACGACCUGAUGAUGCGGCUAGGUUUGUUGCUAGGUGAGCGAAUGAACUCACAGAUUGCAGAACGACCACAUGGUCGACAUCAUGCAGGCACUUUGCCACCAGGAGCAGGCAGUCAGACCGACUUGCCGUACACUGCUGGACAAGCAAGUCACCCAGGAUCGCUUCCUUUACACAUGGCGAACCAGACAGAACAGAGCUGCAACAGCAUAUCAUCGCUUUCAUCCAGCAAUGACAACACUCCUGAAAAAGGAUUGUCAGACACAAGUCCCAUGUCUACUCUGACAGUAUCCUUCAGGUGAGCAGGUGGCUGUGGGUUCACGACAUCCUUCACAGACCUACUUUCCACCUGGAAGCCGAGAGAUUAGUUCUGACAGCGUGGCCUCCCUUGUCAGCACUAGUACCUCCCACAGUGUCAGUCCACUUGGGACACACCAGCGCCCCACUCUAUUACUACAUCCAUGCCUGGUGCCAUAGAGGAGCUGCCCAUGUUCACUGGCAAACGGCGCUCAUCUCUACGGCGAUCUGCUCGAGCAACUGUUGCACACUCUGAUGGGCGAGUUGUGUUUACACCAAUUCGACCUCCACAGCUCCAUCUCAGGCCAAUUGUCUUUGAGGUGCCACAUCCAGAGGGCAAGCCUCUCUUCCUGGGACGUGAAUGGGUCUUUAAGGAGAUGGAAAUGGUGCUGAAUGGUGAUGGAGCAUCACGAGUCCCUGGUGUGGCUGUAAUGGGUGGCAUUGGUAGUGGCAAGACAGCCAUUGUAGAGCAGCUGGUUGCCUACAGCUGCUUCAGCAACAGCUCUGUCACUGCUGGAGGAGGUACGAAAGGUGAUGGCCAUAACCUCACAAAUGGUUUCAACUACAGUCCUACAGCAACUCUCAACACCACUGGCACCACCACCACCAGUGCUGGCAACAACAGUGGUGCUGGUGUUAGUAUGAGCACUACUAGUAGUCAUGUAACAAAGGCUUCUUACACUGGCACUCCAGCCAGCUUGGGAACACUCCCACUGGUCAUUUGUGCAUCUACCAGCAACUUGAACUGUGCCUCACUGCAGAAUCUAGGAAGUCAGGUAGUUGCAUACCAUGUAUGUCAGGCUGACAACAACAUCACCUGCAUGGUGCCAGAUUUUGUCCACAGUUUGGCUGCAUACCUGUCUCGAGCACCUCAGCUACAGGCAUAUCGUGACCUCCUGACACAGGACCCACAACUUCAGCAAGUGCUGAGUCUGCGAGAGUGCAUGCAGAACCCCUCACUGUCUCUUGUUCGGGGGAUCCUUGAACCUCUACGCACGCUGAAAAAUAGUGGCAAAAUCAUUUCAGACAGUUGCCUCAUUCUAGUAGACUCACUCAACGAAGCAGAAUUCCACAAACCAGAUUAUGGGGACACCAUCGCAUCAUUCAUUGUGCGCCAUGCCAACAAGUUUCCCUCAUGGCUGAAGCUUGUGUUGACCUGUCAACUGCUUCAAGAGAUUGUACGACCUCUGCCGUUUCACCACAUUGUGAUAGAUCGAACAGGUGGUGGAGUGAGCACCAGUGGUCAUGAGAUGGUAGUGAAGGACAUGCUGGAAUACAUCAACCACCGCCUCAACACUAGCUCCGUGCUGCGCAGCAAUGUUGCUCCACAUGGCAAGUUUGACACUGCUGCGCAGCAGAAGUUCUGCUCCCAUGUACAGUCGCUUAGCAAGGGGAGUUUUCUGUACUCAAAACUUGUCUUGGACUUGAUAGAGCAAGGUCACCUGGUGUUAAAGAGCUCAAACUACAAAAUUCUUCCUAUUAAUGUUUCGGAAGUGUUCCUACUUCACUUCAAUCUCAAGUUUUCCAGUGUUCGCUCUUUUGAGCGUGUUUCAAACAUCCUGGGAGUGUGCUUAGCUGCCCUUUACCCUCUCACAUUGGAGACUAUUUUCAUGACGGUGAAUUCUGGAUACAACACCGCUACAUUGUGGGAUGACUUCUGCCAUAGGAUGGCUGUUCUUUCUGGAUUUUUGUACCGCCGGAAAGAUGCAACAUACAUGUUCUUUCACCCUGCUUUCAGGGAGUGGUUAAUACGAAGAGAUGAUGCAGAUACACCUAAAUUCUUGUGUGAUCUACGCAGUGCGGAGUUUGACUACAGGCUGGGACAUGCUCUGAUGGCUUUUCGUCUGUCCCGAGUUGUGGCACCCUUGCCAGCAGAUAAAACAAUGGAGCUUGGUCACCACAUCCUGAAGGCUCAUAUCUACAAGAGCAUUGGUCGCCAGCGUGGGUACUCCUCACGAGACAUGCAAGCCUUCUGGAUGUGCCUCAGCUCUCACAGCCUUUCCCAGGCCUUGGUAACCCAUCGUAAUGUGUUCUGCCCCAAUGUUAAGGUUAGUCGCCUGAUUCUUCUAGCAGGAGGCAAUCCUAAUGUCAGAACUGAGUUUCUGGGUAAUGCACCCUUGCUGUGCGUGGCAUCCAAAGAGGGAUUCUCGGACAUGGUGGCACUGCUACUGGAGUUCGGUGCCGACAUCAAUGCCACAUCAGACAAUGGCAUGUCAGCGCUUUGCUACUCUGCAGCAGCAGGUCACCGGGAAGUCAUGCGCAUGCUGUGUGUUCGAAAUGCAAGGCCUCCUCAGCCAGACAAGCAGGGGCAGUGUGCUGCUGUGCAUGCUGCUAUGUGUGCAAUGGAUGCCCUGGCCUUUCUGCUUCAGCUGGAAUGGCGUCCUCAUCAAGGGGAGCCAACCAAGCAAGAAGCUACUUUGCAGUGCAUGUCAGCGGCAGCAGCUACUGGAAACAAACAUAUCGUUGAAUACUUGCAUCAUGCUACCCGUGGAGAAGCACUUAACACAGUGGACUCGCUUCUGGGGGAAACAGCACUCACAGCAGCUUGCCUGCAUAGACGGAAGGAAGUGGUUCAAUACGUGCUGGAAGAAGGGGCUGAUAUAGAGGCUCCCAAUGCAAAGUCCUUUCCUCCCCUGCUGUGUGCUGUCAAGGCAGGCAAAUGGGAAAUAGCUGACACUUUGUUGCUAGCAGGAGCAGACAUUGAACAGACCGACAAGUAUGGUCGCACAGCACUCAUGAUUGCUGCUAGCGAGGGCCAUCUUGGUGUUCUUGAAAUGUUGCUUUCCAAGGGAGCUCAGCUGGAGCGAAAGGACAAGGAGGGCUUGACUGCUCUCUGUUGGGCAUGCCUGAAAGGUCACCUGACGAUCGUGCAGUCCCUCACCCACCGUGGGGCAGACAUCCACCACAGUGACAACAAUAGCCGCACACCUCUGCACCUGGCUGCAUUUUAUGGAGAUGCUCAAGUGGUACAGUUUCUGAUUGAGAAGGGUGCCCAAAUUGAGCAUGUAGAUGUUCAUGGCAUGCGGCCAUUAGAUCGUGCCAUUGGCUGCCGCAACACAGCCGUCAUUGUUUGUUUCCUUCGCAAGGGCGCAAAGCUUGGUCCAGAGACUUGGGCUAUGGCUGCAGGCAAGACUGAUGUCCUACUAUUGUUACUGAACAAGCUUAUGGAGGAUGGGAAUAUCCUGUACAAGAAAAAUCGCAUAAAGGAGGCGGCCCAGAGAUACCAGUAUGCCUUAAAGAAAUUCCCUCGUGAGGGACUCGGAGAGGAGGGGCGAACAUUUCAUGACCUCAGGCUUAACUUUCUGCUGAAUCUUUCCCGCUGCAAACGCAAGUUGGGGGAUCAUCCAGCAGCCAUUCAGCUAGCCACUAAAGCUCUGGAGCUGAAACCAAAGUGUUUUGAGGCCUACUAUGCACGGGCUCGAGCCAAACGAGACAGCCUUCAGUACAGCUCUGCCCAAAGCGACCUUGUCGAAGCCUUGAGACUGGCACCCAACAACAGAGAGGUUCGCCGACUCCUCACACGAAUCAAAGAGGAAUGCAGCCAACAGGUGUCUAGAUAUGAGAGUGGCCUGCCUUCUCAUAUGGCAGAGAUGGACCGAAUUUCAGAAGACGAAGAUGACUCAUCACUAGCCUUGGAAGUACCAACCAGCCAUCAACACCAGAUGCAGCAACGUCAGCUGGAACAACAAGAACCAGAGGAAACUGACCUUUGAUAAAGGAUGUUUGGACUACCUCCUGCAUUGUGAAAGGAAGCUUCCUUAUUUUUGUGAACAGCAUGGCAUGAUGCCCCCCACUUUCACUGGAAUGACUGCUGGGAGGCAAGGAGUUCCAGGGACUUCUGUAGCCCUGCUCUGCUGUACAUGCCGGUCAUUUCCCGAAAGAUGAGACUGCCAUUGCUAUGAUUGUGUCAAGUGCAGUCACUGGUUGCAUAACAAGACAACUAUAUAUAUAUAUGAUUGUGUGAGUCUGUGAGCUGCUUUGUUUGCAAACCUGUGUCUUCACCUGCAAGAGCUUUAUGGUGCUAUUUUAUUUUAUUUUUAUUCCAGUGUGUUUCAUUUUGUAUAUGAAGAAGCUUUUGAUGACGUAUGCCUUGGUUGUCAUGGUAAAUAUUUUGUUAAAAAGCAGGUACAUGUGAGCCUUAACUUUCCACCAAAAACUCUGAUCCCUCUCAUUAUUCCCCUCCUAAAAAAAACCCUAAACCAUAUUUCUGUGUUAAGACAGGCAUAUUCAGCGUGAUAAAAUAUGGAGAUACUGUUUAAAGCCAAGGAAUACAUGUCUACCCAGUGAUAUAAAUAUAUCGCUUGAUUAAUCCCUUUUUUAUAUUGUAGUGGCCAGAUUGUGUGGGUAUUUCUGCCUAUCUUUACAGCUGAUAUGUAGGAAAUCAAAAGUAAACCUUAAAUUAUAUGUAAAGAGUCGUUGCCUAUUUAAGACCUGGGUGAGAAACCUUUGCACUGUAUUAGAAUGCUCUUUGUAUCAUUUGUAUCCAGUUAUUACCAUUCAGUGGUACUUGUUUACACCAGUGCCGAUAUCUGACAAAGGACUUGCUAGUUUUUGUUUUGUUUUUACCAAUUUCUUUUGUAUCGAAACCAAUCCAAUAUUUUAAGCUGCGUGACAAUGGUUCAAUAUCACAAUUAUUAUUGUUUAUAGGCUAUAACUAUCAUGCAACCUUUGGUGCAACAGAUAUAACAGCUUAAAAUAAUAGCCAGAGUGCUAGAUGUCAACCUGUAGAAAAUCUGUAAGAGUAAGCAAACCUGUGCCAUCUUUAAGGAUGGAAUAUUAAUGGAAAUAUGAAAAUGUGGUGUGAUAUUUGACAAGCUGGUUGUUUGUGUUGGGUGCCCUCUCCUUGUGAGUGUGGGAAAGCUGGAUACAGCAGAGACUGUUGAGAGUUUGUAAAUAUUGUUAUCAAACUGUUUCACAGAUGUGACGUGACCCUGACUAAUGUCUUUGCAGAGCAAUGCUUCCAUCAUCAAGCAUGAAAACAUUAUCCACUGCUUGAUGCAGACUGCAGAAGUUUGAUCCCAAAUAAGUGUUGACAUAGAUUUGUUUAUGAUACACGACAGAGUAUAACACUAGAGUGUCUGAAGAGAGAAGUGGUUGACACUAAAAUUGUUACCAUGGAAAUCCCCUUGAUCCAAGCAUUAUUCUUCGAUGCGUGUUUACUGGGGUACAUAUUUGCCUUCAGUAGGCAACUGUGAACAUGUAAUGCUGUUUGCCAUUUAUCCCCGGCAGUUUACUGUUGCAAUUUUCCUUUGUAAGGAAAGUGUUAUUGAAAAGACUUUCUGUUUUAAACUUAGCUUGUAUGGAAAACUACAAUUGGGGGGUUGUUUGGACUGUGGCUAAAUUGUCAGUCUGUAAAUUGUGUUUGUGGCAGAUGUGAGGUGAACGAACUCUUUGUCUAUACUGGGGUAAAGAUCUGUUUGAUGUUUCUGUCCAUAUAGAUAGCAACAGCAGAAGCAAUUUCUGACAUCGUAUUACAUCCUAAGGCUAAUGAAGGGCCUUGUGCAGUGCAAUAGAAAUCAUAUUCUCUUUUUACCAGAAUUAAUGGUCUUGAUUGUGUAGACAGCGUAGGAUGUGUAAUGUAUGAGGUUAGACUGCUAGGUAUUGAUGCAGCCAGGUGUUUGCCGUCUACAGUUUACCAUCUUUUCUCCCUCUCCACAUGGCUCCUGUAGUUUGUUGUCUUUACAUCUAGCAAACUUGUGGUUUGUGUAGACCGAUGUUGGGUUUAUUGACGCAGGCAAAUACAAAGUUUAAAACAACAAACCUUGCCUUUCACUGAUAUGCGGACCAUGCGUGUCCAUCGUGACAUGGCCCAUAGGUAUGGUGCUUUCAAGCUUUCUGGAAUCCACUUGCCCCUUUCCUUGUGUAUGUGGUUUAUUGUUUUGUUUCCUUUGCAGCCAUCUACCUCUGCCUAAUAUUCUGCAUUUAAUGGUGCAAGUCAUUCUAGAUAGUGAAACCCUAGAGCUCAUUUGCAUAAUAUCACAACUGAAAACUGAGUAGGUACAUGGUAAGCACGAGUGGUUUAUGAAUGAGUCAUUUCAGUGUGCCUUUCUGUGAUACAGAGUGAAGCCGCUGAAUGCAAAGGUUUUGUGCUGAUGCAAGUGAGACUGUGCAUGAGAAAUUUGCAGCAAUAGAGAACCGAAUGCUGUUAUUAGAAUGGGUUAACUGCAACAUACAAUACAGAAAUGAAAAUGCCUAUAAAAUCUUAUGACUUGUAUCAGGUCAAAGGCUCGUAAGAUAUAAUACAUGUGUGACAUGCAUUUUAGAGGGUUCGGACAAAAAUAAAAAGCCUUGAACUUUUGUACAAAGGGAGUGAAUGCAUGUUUAUUAAGCUGGUACAGCCAGAGAAGGUGGGUUGUGGUGUAUGGGGAGAGGGGGUCUAUCAGUUCUAAGACUUAAGACAUCUAUGCCACAUCUAGCAGCUUGCUUAGUGAGGCUAUGCUGAGGUCUGU